AUGGUCAUGUCCCCCGCGAGAUCGAACGAUAUACGCCAAACCCACGAUCGCAGCCAAGCUGGCUUGAAACCUGACAGGCUGGCACCAGGUUCGCUAUAUAUAGUGACGCAGCCACUCAUCAACGGUCGAUUUCACUGGAGCCUGUUGAGCGUUGAUUUGAAUGGGAGUAUCACACAGUAUCAAUGGCACGAAUACCACGGGGGAAGAACAGCAGAGAAAUACUCUGCACAACACAUCGAACGGACGAGCUCAAUAUACAACGGGAUUAACGUACUAGCGUACUUCAAGAUCGGCGGGUACCGGCACAUUGACCAAGACCACUUCGACGAAUGCUGUCGAGAAGUAUUCAAGUGGAGCUAUGGCACUGUGCAAGAGAACCGGGCGCAUGAUAUAACACCCAAGACGUGGUUACUACGAGUUCUGGAUCAGUUUGUGACGGGAGGGGUGAUAGUCAGAUUCGACACUGUUCAGGAUCUGGAGUAUGCAGUCGCUACCCUUAGUAGAUAUAAGGAGCGGCAGUUUCUAGAGGCAUUUCUCAAGCAGCAGCCGUACAUCGCCCCUGUGAUGGAGCUGUAG
This is a messenger RNA of Pleurotus ostreatus (oyster mushroom), 576 nucleotides long. RefSeq lists its product as uncharacterized. The coding region runs from base 1 to 576 and encodes 191 amino acids. NCBI's taxonomy places the organism in Eukaryota, Fungi, Basidiomycota, Agaricomycetes, Agaricales, Pleurotaceae. The record is from RefSeq and is a predicted model, not a curated record. The transcript is spliced from 2 exons.